UAAAUUCAUUUAGUUGUCAAAGUGCUUUAAUUGUCGGUUGGCUGCCAGAUAGCCUAGCAUUUUUUUAUUAAAAAAAAAUCCUUGAACUUGUCGGAGAAACAAGUUUCUAAUAAGAAUAAUCCAAUCCUGAGAUGGUUUUAACUGAGGCCCUCUUCCUUGUGGUGGCUGCCCUGGUGGCGGUUUACCUGUGGUUCCAACGUAACCACACCUACUGGCAGCGAAAGGGCAUCCCCUAUAUUCCACCCACGCCAAUUAUUGGCAACACAAAGCCAGCCUUUAAAUUGGAGACCUCAUUUGGACUCUACCUGUCCGAUAUCUACAAUGAUCCUCGGGCUAAGGACGAAGCUGUCGUGGGCAUCUACGCCCUGAAUAAGCCCGGUCUGAUUAUCCGCGAUGUGGAUUUGAUCAAGUCCGUCCUGAUCAAGGACUUUAAUCGAUUCCACAACCGCUACGCCCAAUGCGAUCCACAUGGAGAUCCCUUGGGCUACAACAAUCUGUUCUUUGUGAGAAACAACCAUUGGAAGGACAUCCGCACCAAGCUGACUCCUGUUUUUACAAGCGGAAAGGUCAAACAGAUGUAUCCACUGAUGCAAGAGAUUGGCAGAGACCUGGAGGCAGCUCUGAAAAGACACGGCGAGGAGAGCUCUGGAAAGUACAUCACUGAGAUUAAGGAGAUCUGCGCCCAGUUCUCCACCGAUAGCAUUGCCACUAUCGCAUAUGGCAUCCGGGCCAACAGUUUGGAAAACGCCAAUGCCGAAUUCCGUAAUCAUGGACGGAAGCUUUUUACUUUUAAUGUUUCGCGUGCCAAGGACUUCUUCGUGGCCUUCUUCCUUCCCAAACUGGUCUCCCUUCUCCGUAUCCGUUUCUUCACCCCGGAGUUCUCCUACUUUAUGAGAUCCACCAUUGGUCAUGUGCUGGAGGAUCGGGAGCGUACGGGCUUCGUCCGCAACGACCUUAUUGAUGUUCUAGUGGCUUUACGGAAGGAGGCGGCUGCAGAACCGUCUAAGCCACACUAUGCUCGUAACCAGGACUUCCUGGUGGCCCAAGCCGGUGUGUUCUUCACGGCUGGCUUUGAGACUUCCUCCUCUACCAUGUCCUUCGCCCUGUACGAGUUAGCCCAGCAUCCGGAGAUGCAACACCGCUUGCGCCAAGAGAUCCACGAGGCCCUGUUAGAAGGUGGUGGCAGCUUAUCCUAUGAAAAGAUCCAGAGCCUGGAGUACCUGUCCAUGGUUGUGGAUGAGGUUCUCCGCUUGUAUCCGGUCUUGCCUUUCCUGGAUCGGGAAUACGAAAGUGUCCAGGGUCAGCCAGAUCUAUCAUUGAAGCCCUUCUACGACUUCUCCUACGAGAAUGGAACUCCAGUGUUUAUACCAGUUUUUGGCUUGCAACGCGAUCCAAAGUAUUGGCCCAAUCCCAACCAGUUCGAUCCGGAGCGCUUCUCUCCCGAGAACCGUAAGAACAUCCAGGCUAUGGCCUAUCUGCCCUUCGGCGCUGGACCCCACAACUGCAUCGGCAGUAGGAUUGGCCUGCUCCAGAGCAAGCUGGGCCUGGUACAUUUUCUCAAGAAUCACGCGGUCCGGAACUGUGCCGACACCAUGAAGCAGAUGAAGUUCGAUCCCAAGGGGUUCGUGCUCCAGGCCGAUGGCGGCAUCCACCUGGAGGUCGUCAACGACAGUCUCUAUGACGUCGGUGCGCGCGAUUCGAACCAAUCAGUGUGAACUUCAUUCUAGUAGAGAUGCUGUACCACCUAGCGAUAGGGCCAGUGAUUAGCUGUCAGGGUAAUAGCCCUCUGACAACUGUCAUAUGUUUAUGUUUUUUUACAAUUCUAAUAUAAUCCGUGUCCGAAUGCGGCGCUUCGUCUAGUGAAUCAAAGUCGGAAUUGUUAUCAAAUUGCAUUUAAUCUUUAAACUGGAAAAUCUGGAAAAUUGCGCCACCAAUAAAUACAAAUAUAAUCUGUUA
This is a messenger RNA of Drosophila ananassae, 1956 nucleotides long. It is a transcript of the gene Cyp6g1, whose product is annotated as cytochrome P450 6g1. Gene Ontology annotation, biological process: response to DDT; insecticide catabolic process. The transcript is spliced from 4 exons. The coding region runs from base 132 to 1715 and encodes 527 amino acids. Gene Ontology annotation, molecular function: oxidoreductase activity, acting on paired donors, with incorporation or reduction of molecular oxygen; heme binding; iron ion binding. Lineage: Eukaryota; Metazoa; Arthropoda; Insecta; Diptera; Drosophilidae. The record is from RefSeq and is a predicted model, not a curated record.